UCUGAAUAUAUAAAUUCAAGAUUUUUAUUAUAUUUUCAGAGCUGUUCAGAAAGCAGACAAAAGUGAAGGAAAGAUGGUGAAAAACGGGACGCUUUUAUCUCAUUGGCCGCCGCUACACUGCCGUUUGUUCUGUCACAGCCAAUGACGCGACCUCUGUCCCUGAGGAGAAACCUCUUGGUUUCAGGAAGCCAUUCAAAUGAGGGGUGUGGUCAUGUUAGUGUCAACAAAAGGUGCUGAGAAAACAGGUGUGUGUUCAGGUGUGUGUUCAGCUUCCACGGCAGAGAGACGUCAAUCUGGACCUGACCGAGUUAUGGCCAGUUUUGGAGGCCACGCCCUUCCAGGGACCUUUUUCCUCUUCUUCGGCUUUUGGCUGGUGGUGAAACACACUCUCCGACACAGCUGUAGAACAGCUCGGACCAAAGGCAGGCACAGCGACGCCCCCUUCCUGCAAAGGAUGGAGUACAUUGAGGGGGGAAUUCAGGCGUUUGCGUCGUUUGUGGGCAUCUUGGUUGAACAGUUUUACCCAGGCGGACCAAUCGCUCACCUCUAUGACGCGGAGAACCACUCCUGGGUCAAGUUGAUGAACUGGCAGCACUGCACCAUGUAUCUGUUCUUCGGGAUUUCUGGAGUUUCCCUGAUUGUCACGAAAAGAUUUCAGCUGACGGCGCUGCGUGUGAAUUGCCUCACUCUGUCUUUGGCGCUCUUCAUGGAAGGGUUUCUCUUUUACUUCCACCUGCACGGGCGCCCUCCACUGGACGCUCACAUCCACACCGUGCUGCUGGUGCCGGUGUUUGCUGGAUCGGUCAGUACCAUGUUGGAGGUUUUCAUAAAGGACAACAUCAUUUUGGAGCUGUUCAGUGCCGGCAUGUUCAUCCUGCAGGGCACGUGGUUCUACGAGAUCGGCUUCGUCAUAUUCCCUUUAAAUGGCGUGGAGUGGGACCAGAACCAGCACACCAACCUCAUGUUUGUCACCAUGUGCUUCGGCUGGCAUUUAGCUGCAGCUUUGCUCCUGGUCGCCGGCAACUCUGCUGCCGUCUGGCUCAUCUUGAAGAAAUUCUCAGGAAGGUCACCGAACAUAGAGAUUGGAAUGCGAACGACGUCCCCUACAGGUUGCCAUAAAGCAUUACUGGAAGGGUCGGACGAAGAGUGAAAAUCAGUGUCUUUUAAUCCGACUUCUUCACUGAUGGACUGUUGGUGAGACUGAGCUGCUUCGGUGACAGUUUCAUUUUAUAUUGUUGUUUUAAAAAAAGAAGAAGAAGAAUGUAAUGUUUAAACAUGAGCUGUAAUAAUGAAGGAAACAUGAGGAGAGUUCACGUGGACGUGCUCUGCAGCGGUGGCUGUCGGAGUCUGGUAUUAACACGAAAUAAAACAGAGAAGGUUGAACUUCA
This is a messenger RNA of Cynoglossus semilaevis (tongue sole), 1388 nucleotides long. It is a transcript of the gene tmem45b, whose product is annotated as transmembrane protein 45B. The record is from RefSeq and is a predicted model, not a curated record. The coding region runs from base 197 to 1150 and encodes 317 amino acids. The transcript is spliced from 6 exons. NCBI's taxonomy places the organism in Eukaryota, Metazoa, Chordata, Actinopteri, Pleuronectiformes, Cynoglossidae.